AUGAUGACUUUUUUAUUUACUUUAGUUUGCCUAUUCAGUACUGUUUCAGCCUUAAUAUCCUGCUCGCAGCUAUACUGAACUUCAGAUCCCUCUCCAAAUAAAGCCACCAAUUUUCAAAGCUCCAAAUAUCCAUUACCUUUUUUCAAUCCUAAUGACCCAUCUUCAUUAUUCCAUUCAAUUAAAUGCGAAGACAUGCAUAUGCGCAAUAUUUCAAUGACUGAAAUGAAUGAAUUUUUGGGUCCUGAAAUUUUAGAAGCUAUGCCUGGAUGAUUGAAAACCCAAUGAUUAAGUAUGUUUGAAAAUUCUUCAAAUCCUUUUUCUGAUAUCUUCAUCAAUGGAAAUAAGAAGAUUACUAGCUUUAAUAAUGACCUGAGGAAAAAGCCAAGAUCUAUCACAUAUAAGGAAAUCACUGAAAUUAAUGAAAAUCUUAUAUAUUCAGAAAUUGAUCUAGGAAAAGUCAGUAUUGAGCAUAAAAAUGAAAAAACAAUAGAAUUCGAAAAUACAUCAAAUGAGCCUGUAUUUGUUGAAUUAUUUAUAGCCCCUGCAAAUAUUCAUCUGAAUUAUAAGCACUGCAAAAAUGAGUUUUAUUACAAUGAAGAAGAUGAGUUUGAGCAUUUGCCCAAAUCUUCUGAAUGCGAAAAAGACACUGAAAUUGAAAUAAUCAAAACACUUACUAAUAGAAAAUCGCCAAAACUUAAACGGACUCUAGAAAGUGUUAAUUUAUAUGGGAAACUUUUAAGUGGACUUGGCUUAGGAAACAACGAUUUUGAUGAAAUUCUAUUUUCAUCAAAUUCAUAUGAAAACAAAUCAAUGGAUUUUCCAUUCUAUUUGGAAAAGCGUAAAAUUUUCAUAAUACCUCCUCAUAGUAUAGGUAAUAUUGGGGCAUUAGUUUUCCAGCCAAAUCAUGCCAAAAAAUAUUCAGCUUCACUUUUUAUUAGAAACGGUUCUAAAUUGGUGCAGCACAUAAAAAUUGUUGCUGAAGGAAUUUCUUAUAGUCUGAGUAUUCUUGACUCUAAAUCUGGGCUACUAAAUUUUCAUAUAUCAGAAAGUGACAGGCUAGAUAAUGAGCUAGUUUUUAGAAAGGACUUUACACUUUUAAACUCAGGGCAGGUUCAAGCAUCAAUUAAAGGUAUUUAUUUAGAUGGGGCUAGCUGUGAGAUGCAUGGAUUUAUUCUUUAUCCUUGCGGUGAAAGCAUAAAAAUUGAUCCUGGGUUUUCUUAUAAGAUCAGCUUGCUAUAUGCGCCAGAUUUUCAUGAAUUUUCAGCUAAUUAUCAUAUGGAAAUCUAUACAGAUAUUGAAAUUAUAGAAAUUGGCAUCAAUUUGAAUUUUCCAGUCCAUAUUAUUGAAAAAUCUGCAUAUGCCAACUUUAAACUAUAUACAUUAAGAGGGAUUGAAAUAGUUAUAUUAUUUAUUUUUUCAAUUACAUUGGCUCUUUCACUCACUUUGGGUCGGAAUGUAUGCAAAACCAAAAAUUCUUUUAAAUUUACGAUGGUAUCUUCGAAAUUUGAAAUAAAAGAGAGUUUUAUUUGGAUCCCACAAACCUAUGAGCCUCCAUAUUUCCUCCAAAAACAAGAAGCAGAAAAACAGAUUGAGCAGGAAAUUUCCCAAGAAAUUUGUUCUGAGCCACAACAGGUGAAACUAGAAAAGAAUAAUAAAACCAAAAAAUCUAAAAAAAAGCCAAGGAAAUUUGCUAUUGAAAUAAAUGAUAAGCCAUCUAAGCCUCUAGUUCAGGAAAAUCAGAUAUUUGCCAAUAACAGUUUUCUUUCUAAAAAAAGAGUAAAGACUGAAUUGAGGUGCUCUAUAGCAUCUGAUGAAAAUACAGCAGCAAGCUAUACAACAGGCACGAAUUUGAAUAACUCCAUAGCUGAAAAUGAGGAUUCUCCUAUGGUGACUUGGCAUACUGAGGAUGAUUUUUCAGAGCUUGCUUUAGAUGAAGAAGAUUAUUUUAUAGACACCUAUCGUGCUGGGAAUGGACUUUUCAGCGGACCUACAGUCUUGAGAAGCUUCAUGUUUGAAAAUGAUCCUCAGGUUUCAUUCGAUUAA
Blepharisma stoltei is the source of this 2043-nucleotide messenger RNA. The record is from the annotation of a GenBank genome assembly. Lineage: Eukaryota; Ciliophora; Heterotrichea; Heterotrichida; Blepharismidae.